CAGGAUGCGGGCUUGCACAAGCCCCGCAGGGUGCCACCCACACGGUGCGACGCGCUCUGCUCAUGCUGCGGCCAAACCCUUCCGCUGCCAAGCGCAGCCCUGGGGGCUGGGGACCGCGCCAAGCCCUGCGGCUGGUGGCCUCUCCUGCGCGGCUUGAACAGCGGGCAGCACCCGCCCUCCCGCCGGCCGGAGCCAGCGCGCCCCGGGGCAGGCACAGGGGGCGCCGCGGGCCCUGCCUGGGAAGCCGCAGGGGUCACACUCAGGUGCGUCUCGCCUACAAAUCCCAGACACCUCCGCUCGCGGUCCCUUCGCCACCCCACGGCGGGGCUCGGCUCCCGCCCCAGCGGGGAGCGGCUGCCCAGCCGAGCGGCGCUCCCAGCCAGGUGCGGGGCAUGGCCGAGCCGGAGCCGGAGCCGGAGCCGAGCCGGGCGGCCCUGCUGGGCUUCCUGCGGGAGCAUGGCGGGCAGGUGCGGAGCGCGGAGCUGCGGGGCCGCUUCAAGCCGCUGCUGGAGGCCGGCGAGCCCGGGGAGCGAGCCGCCCGCCGCGAGCGCUUCAAGGCGCUGGUGAACAGCGUGGCCGUGGUGAAGGAGCUGGACGGGGCCAAGUUCGUGGUGCUGCGGAAGAAGCUCCGAGCCCAGGCUGGGGGGGAGCCGGGGGAGGGAGCGCAGCCCCCCGAGGAGCCUCCGGAGGGCGCAGGGCAGAGCGGGGCAGGCGGGCAGGGGCCGCCUCCGCCCCGCGCCCCCGAGCCGCCCCCUGCCCCGCUGGCAGCCGCGGAGAGCCCGUCCCUGAAGCCUGUGGCCGAGCUGAGGGGGCUGUUCCAGAGCCAGGACGGGGAGACGCCUGGGGUCCCCCCGGGGAUGGCCGGGGCCCCCAGGAGAGGGGCCCCCCAGAAGCCCUGCAUGUUGCCAGUGCGCUGCCCGCAGCCGGCCGGAGGGGCUGAGGAGCUGCCAAGGCAGCAGGAGCAGCCUGGGGACAGAGCCAGGCUGCAGGUGGGGACCCUGCUGGACCUCCCUGAGCCGGCCUCUCCCAGAUCCCCGCACAUGAAAAGGAGGCAGGUGGAUGAGGCGGGUGCCAGGUCGCCCCACCUGCGAAGGGUGUCAAAGACUCAGAAGGUGAGCGAAGAAACCGGGUGCAUUGCUGCCGUUCCCCUGGAGUCUCUGGAGCACGAAUGGCUGGUGAAAGCCACCGCCGGCCAGUGGUCCCAGCGGCUUCAUGGCCUCUUGCUGAGCGAUGCCAAUCUGGCAGGGAAAAGGGACUUCAUGUCUGGGUUUACAGCUCUGCACUGGGCAGCUAAGAGUGGGAACUGUGACAUGGUGGGGAAGGUCAUUGAGGUGGCCAAGAAAGGUGGCACUGAAAUUGAUGUGAAUGCCAAGUCCUAUGGAGGUUACACGCCUCUCCACAUCGCUGCCAUACAUGGCCAAGAAGAAGUCAUUACCACAUUGGUCAAGACAUACCAUGUCAAGGUUCAUCUGAGAGACUACAGUGGGAAAAAGCCACACCACUACUUAAAGGAAGGGUCCUCUUAUGCAGUCAGGCAUCUGCUGGGUGAUCCUGACCUUCACAACAGUGUUGGACAUGCCUUUCCAAUCAAGAAAAAUCCAAAAAUUGGUGCCUCCAUCUUGAGCUCCACCAGCACCUUCCUUGGAGUCUUAUCUGAGGACAUGCCCUUCUAUGAUCUAAGCAGGGGUCUGAAGAAGACUUCUUCCUUAAAUAAGCUCCUUAAUGCAUCUGCAGGCUCAAGGAAGAAGCCUAAGACUCGGGGGACUUUCCCGUCUUAUUCUUCUCUUGUCGAAGCCGUGGAGGAAGAGCAGGAGGAGGAGGCCACAGUGAAACACAGACCAGUUUCUGAGCUGUUCUUCAGUCACUAGUCUCUGUCUUCUUGAAAUCAAGUAAUGCAAAUAAUGUAUAGAAGUUUUCUUGGGCCCAGAUCCUCAUAGAUAUUUAGGCUCCUAACUCCCAUAGAAAUGAAUGAGAGUUAGGUGCCUAAAGAGCUUUGAGGAUCUAGGCCCUGGUCUUCUUUCACAGAAGCAGUCUGUGUCUUCUACCCCCCCCCCCCCCCAAAGGUGUUUUACAGUCCACUGUGUAGGGUCUGAAUUCAAAGCUCAUUAAAGUCAAUGGCAGUCUUUCCAUUGAUUUCAACAAAGAUUGAUCAGGCCCAUAGAAAACAAGAUUCUCUUAAAAAUGCCGUACCUACCUAUGUACUGAUGUGUUAAUUUAAUCCACAAAGACUCCCUAACUCUAUGCCUAAUGUCUGAAAUAGUGUAAAAAAAAAAAAAAAAGCAGCGUGGACAGGUUACAAGGCUUAACAUACAAUCUUCUUAAUGUACAAAUUCCUCCAGUGAGUUUCAGAGUAACAGCCAUGUUAGUCUGUAUUUGCAAAAAGAAAAGGAGGACUUGUGGCACCUUAGAGACUAACCAAUUUAUUUGAGCAUAAGCUUUCGUGAGCUACAGCUCACUUCAUCAGAUGCACCAGUGAGUUUGUAAUUCUUUGAGGUGGAAAGUAGGACUAGGGUAAGGGAUUGUUGCACAUUUUAUUUACACCUUGAUUUUAAGAUAGAUCAAACCUACUUUAAAAUGGCUUUUUAUCCUACAGGUUUAAAUAACAAGGUACAUAAUAAGGAAGAUGGAUAAUUCUGUAUGACAUUUCCAAUUAAUUUGGUAACAAAUAGAUAAUGACAAGGAAAAUCUGUUUGUUUUUUAAAAGACUAUUUAGCGCUCUAACUUUUUAAAAACAAACUUCUCUGCUAGAAAUGCUAACUAGCAACUAUUCUAAUUGUUGUCUAAUGUAUUUUACUAUGUGUAGAAUACAAAACCAUUUAUGCAAUGAGAAAAAGCAACCCUAGCCAAUUGAAACACUAACCUGUCUACCUCAAUUUAAAUGCUAGAUUACCAUUGUUGGCUUUAGUAUUUUUUUAGAACUUUCUGACCACAAAACAAAAGUUACCCACUAGCUAUUUUGAUAGUACUGUGAACUUUUAAGUGUGAUGGUAAUUUAACAAAUGAACGUUUAAAAGAAUCUAACAGACUUUUAAAAUGUAUGAUAGUGGGACAUUCAGGUGAAAAACUAACUACAGGGAAAUUUUCCUCAGACUAUAGAUUUUUAUAUAUGGAUAGCCAACUGGAAAUACAAGUUUAGGUGACUAGUUUUGUGUUGCUUGUCCUAUAAAUGUUAAGUGUUGUGUUUGACCCAAUUACAAUAAAGAGUUAUGAAACCAAGGUUUAAUGAUGUUAGGUAUUUCAUAACAAAAUGCCUGCAUGACCUCUACUAAAACAAUGUAUAUCUGAACAGUGUGGAUCAAUGACCUAAACCAUUUUUUUUCCCUUGUGCCUCUUCCUUCUGUCUGGAUGUUCACAUAGUUCAACGUAUAAUUCCAAAGAGCAUGUGAAUUUUGUGUUUAGUGCCAUGUGAUAUUUCCAAUGAGUGUAAUAAAGUUGGUUAAAGUAAAACUAACCUAAAUAAAAUUUCUUAAUGUGUCUGGU
Molecule: messenger RNA, 3480 nt
Organism: Chelonia mydas (Green sea turtle)
Lineage: Eukaryota; Metazoa; Chordata; Testudines; Cheloniidae
Gene: SOWAHA
Product: sosondowah ankyrin repeat domain family member A
Exons: 1
Coding region: 63-1868 (601 amino acids)
Molecular function (GO): protein binding
Source: RefSeq, a predicted model, not a curated record